Messenger RNA from Colletotrichum karsti, 1107 nucleotides. Its product is annotated as iron permease FTR1 family protein. The transcript is spliced from 4 exons. Bases 1 to 1107 code for a protein of 368 amino acids. Gene Ontology annotation, cellular component: high-affinity iron permease complex; plasma membrane. Gene Ontology annotation, biological process: iron ion transmembrane transport. Gene Ontology annotation, molecular function: ferrous iron transmembrane transporter activity. Lineage: Eukaryota; Fungi; Ascomycota; Sordariomycetes; Glomerellales; Glomerellaceae. The record is from RefSeq and is a predicted model, not a curated record.
AUGACCGUCGACGUCUUCUCCGUACCCGUGUUUCUCGUCGUCUUUCGAGAGAGCCUCGAAACCGUUAUCAUCGUGUCGGUUCUGCUCGCCUUUCUCAAACAAACUCUCGAUGGCCCCAGAAGAGACGUGGCUGUCUACAAAUCCUUGCGCAGACAGGUAUGGCUUGGCACAGGUAUCGGGUUCUUGAUAUGCUUGGUUGCCGCAGGCGCCCUCAUCGGCGUCUUCUACAAAUUAGGUCGCAACAGCUGGGAGGCCCAUGAGCUCUAUUACGAAGGCGCCUUUUCGAUAUUCGCCGCCGUCAUCAUCACGAUAAUGGGAGCUGCUCUGCUUCGGAUCGGUAAGAUGCAGGAGAAGUGGCGCGUCAAGCUUGCGAAAGCCAUGGAGUCGCCCGUCACUGGAAUCAAGCGGGGUUGGUUCAAGCACUUCGUCGAGAAGUACGCCAUGUUCGUCCUGCCCUUCAUCACGGUGCUUCGAGAGGGCAUCGAAGCCAUCGUCUUUGUCGCUGGCGUCUCUUUCUCAGCCCCAGUGACUGCAGUGCCACUUCCUGUUGUCAUGGGAUUGCUCGUCGGUGCCUUGGUCGGCUAUCUUUUAUACAAGGGCGGGUCGACUGCCAAGCUGCAAGUCUUCCUCGUAGUGUCCACAUGUCUUCUCUACCUCGUCGCCGCCGGACUUUUCACCAGAGCGGUCUCGGCAUUCGAGCAACAAGCGUGGAACAACGUGGUCGGCGGCGACGCUGGGGAGCUCGGGAACGGACCGGGCUCGUAUGAUAUUGACAAGAGUGUGUGGCACGUCAACUGCUGCAGUCCGGAAUUAAAUGGUGGCGGAGGUUGGGGAAUCUUCAACGCCGUUCUCGGAUGGACGAACUCUGCCACGUAUGGAUCUGUGAUUGCCUACAAUGUGUACUGGAUCUUUGUUAUGCUGGUGUUCUUCGUCUUGAGAUUCCAUGAGCUCAGGGGGCAUUGGCCGUUGAUGAAGAGGAAGGUGUCGCGCGAGGAAGGGGUUGUAGGCAGCGGAAGUGAGGUGCAGUCCGAAGGUAGGCUCUCUGAUCAGGCUUCAGGCAAGGAAAAGGGCUUGCCUACCACGAAGACUGUCACGGCCUCUUCGUAA